This is a messenger RNA of Colletotrichum acutatum, 4266 nucleotides long. RefSeq names its product P-loop containing nucleoside triphosphate hydrolase protein. Gene Ontology annotation, biological process: transmembrane transport. Bases 1 to 4266 code for a protein of 1421 amino acids. NCBI's taxonomy places the organism in Eukaryota, Fungi, Ascomycota, Sordariomycetes, Glomerellales, Glomerellaceae. Gene Ontology annotation, molecular function: ATP hydrolysis activity; ABC-type transporter activity; ATP binding. Gene Ontology annotation, cellular component: membrane. The transcript has 4 exons. The record is from RefSeq and is a predicted model, not a curated record.
AUGAUUGUUGAUGAGACUGUUCUACUAUGCCUAAAGAUUUCCGCCCUUGUGACCUACUCUGGCCUGCAACUUGGCCAUCUCAUUCUGACAGGCCGUGGCACAUACUGGUCGUUCCCGUUGGGGAUCGCAUCCGACGCGAUGAAUUUUGUAGCAUCUUUAAUCAUGAUUCUUCUCUCAUUUUUGGAGCAUGCCCGCUCGCCGCGGCCGUCAAUGCUGCUCGGCAUAUACCUCCUGAUUACCGCCUUGUUUGACAUUGCUCGCACGAGAACCCAAUGGCUAUCGGCAGACUCUACGAACGGUUUCCAUCAAGCUCACUUGUCGAUCGCGAGUGUCGUUCUCAAAGUCGUCGUACUCGCCAUCGAAUCUAGGACGAAAAGGCGAAUAUCAGCUUCCGACAAGCAGCAAAGUCCGGAGGCGACGAGCGGUAUCAUCAGUCUUUCGACCUACUUCUGGGUCAAUGACCUCUUCCUCAGGGGAUUCCGCAAGCUUCUUGUUCUCGACGACUUGUAUGCGCUCGAUGAAGCAAUGUCAGCCGAGGUCAUAUACACCAAAUUCGGGCCUCUUUCAGAGAAAUCCAAAGCGCAGGGUCACAAGCAUGCUCUAUUCAGGGGUCUUACACAAACGCUCGUAGGACCAUUCAUACUGCCCAUCGUUCCACGGCUUUGUCAGAUGGGCUUCAAAUUCUGCCAGCCUCUCAUGAUUGAGAGCUUGUUGAACUACCUCCAGGAGCCCGUGGGCACUUUGUCACCGAAUAAGGGGUACGGGUACAUUGGCGCUGCCUUUCUCACCUAUAUUGGCAUGGCUACAUCCAGUUCCGUUUACUGGUACUUCCAAGAGCGCUUCGUUCACAUGGCAAGAGGUAUCUUGGCCUCGGCCGUCUACCGCAAAACGACCGUCAUCAGCCUGUCCGCCGCGGACGACUCAGCAGCCUUGACACUCAUGAACGCUGACGUGGAGCGCGUCAAGAAUGGUUUCCAGCCGAUCCACGAGUACUGGGCCAACACGAUCGAGGUUGCGUUGGCGUGUUGGUUGCUGCAAAGACAAAUUGGCGCCGCCUUUGUUGCGCCCGUUGUUGUCGUCAUCGUCUGUACGGCAGCCUCCACGGUGACCGCCAAAUUUACAGGAAAACGUCAGACCUUGUGGAUGGAGUCUAUCCAGCAGCGAGUCGGUGUCACUGCCAAAGCUAUCUCCAGCAUGAAGGCACUCAAGAUCUCAGCCAUGUCGGGGCCGAUUGAAAGCCUGAUUCACAGCUUACGCCUCAAGGAACUCAGAGUAGGUGGAAAAUGGCGACUGAUGCUCCUCGCGGCCGUGACGAUCGCAUACACGCCCUCUCAGCUUGGCCCCGUCAUGGCUUUCGCCGUGACUUCUCAGACUCUCAACGUCACGCGUAUCUUCACUUCCAUGGCGUAUCUCAUGCUCUUGGCUGGUCCGUUGGGGAGCCUGUUCCAAACCAUUCCGCAACUGGUUUCGGCAUUCGCCUGCUUGGGCCGUAUCCAGGCCUACCUAGAUAAAGACAGCCGUGUAGAUUAUCGCAAAACGCCCGAAGCCCCUCGUCCGUCAAGUUUGGAAAGCGAUACGAAGCCCGCUGACCUUCAGGCUUCAUCAAUUACAGUGAAGCAUGCUUCGUUCGGAUGGGCAGAGGGGAAGUACGUUCUGGAUGACGUUGACGUACUUGUACCUGCCAACUCCCUGACUAUCAUCGUAGGGCCUGUGGCUUCCGGCAAGUCGACACUUCUGAAAGGCCUUCUCGGCGAGGUCCCAUACCAUUCCGGUGAAGUGAUCUUCAGUGCCAACCAUCGCAGAGUAGGCUACUGCGACCAAUCUCCAUUCCUCUACAAUAGCACAAUCAAGGCCAAUAUCAUUGGACACUCCGGACUGGACCCUGAACGGUAUCGUCAAGUAAUCGACGCUACGAUGCUAUCUGCCGACUUUGCAACACUGCACAAAGGCGAUCGCACCAAGAUCGGCAGCAACGGGCUCACCCUGAGUGGUGGACAGAGACAACGAGUCGCUCUCGCUCGCGCCCUGUAUCUUGAAUGUGACUUGCUCAUCCUGGACGACAUCAUGAGCGGCCUCGACGCGACCACCGAAGAGCACGUCUUCAACCUGGUCUUUGGCAACCAAGGCAUCGUUCGUCAGAGGCGCAUCACAGCCGUAUUGUGCACGCACUCUGUGCGUCAUUUACCAUUGGCAGACCAUAUCAUCGCACUCGGCGCCGACUGUACUGUAGUCGAGCAGGGAUUAUUUGCAGACUUGCAGACCAACGGAAAAUACGUCCAAAGCCUCAGGAUCCAAGAAGCCGAGACCAUCCCUCAGGGAAAGCAUGAGGCAGCAAGCCAGACUGAGAAAAUACCCUUGGCGCAAACAGUCACUGAAGUCUCCGACGUGGUGGACGAACCGGACAAGGCACGCCAGCUGGGCGAUGUGGCAGUAUACAGGCACUACUUUGGCAGCAUGGCGAAAUGGGUCAUUGCCGUCUUCAUUUUCUGGUGCUGCGCCUACGCCUUUUGCAUGAACUUCCCCACCGUCUGGCUGAAAUUCUGGUCCGAGGACAUCACUGCCGAGUCUCCUAAGCGUUCGGGUGCGUUCUACAUGGGCAUCUACGCUCUUUUACAAAUCAUGUGUCUCGGGUCCCUGAUGGUGGUCGUCUUUAUCAACACGCGGACCAUGAUUUCGCAGUCCGGAUCGAGUUUGCACCAGCGGGCCCUGCGGACGCUCGUCGGCGCGCCGUUGAGGUUCUUUGCGACGACUGACACGGGGACGGGGACGAAUCUAUUUGCUCAAGAUCUCGCUUUGAUCGACAGUGAGCUACCGAUGGCACUGAUCAACUUUUCCGUAUUGCUUUUUGCCGCUGUGGGUAUGGCCGUCGUUAUUGCUGUCUCGUCGCCUUGGUUGGCGCUUAGUUACCCCUUUCUUGUGGCUAUUCUGUACUUUGUGCAAAUGUUUUACCUUCGUACUUCGAGGCAGUUACGUAUUCUGGAGCUCGAAGCAAAGAGUCCUCUUUACUCCCACUUCAUUGACACUCUCAAAGGUUUGGCGACGCUGAGAGCUCUGGGUUUCAUCUCUGCGGAUAUCACAGUCAACAACGACCUUCUCGACACCAGCCAGAGGCCAGCAUACCAGCUCGCAAUCAUCCAGCGGUGGCUACAGCUGGCACUCAAGUUACUCGUGGCAGCCCUCGCGACCAUUGUAGUGACGCUGGCGACGCAACUGCGGGCCAGCUCUGGAUUUACCGGAGCAUCACUAGUAACUCUCAUGUCUUUUGGUGAUACCCUGACUACAAUCGUUCAGUCAUACACCAUGCUGGAAACAAGUAUAGGAGCAGUGGCGCGCCUAAAGACGUUUAGCGACACGGUGACCCCAGAGACUGGGCCCAACGAAGACAUCAUUCCAAAGGAAAGCUGGCCUGAGAAGGGAGCAAUCGAGAUCAAAGGAGUCUCGGCGUCUUACGGAGCCUCCAGGGAUCAGCCGAGCUCAGCCGGCGAGGAGAAGCCGCCUGCGGAUCUAGCCAUUCGAGAUCUGCAUCUCUCAAUCAGUCCCGGCGAGAGGGUAGCUAUAUGUGGAAGAACAGGGAGCGGGAAAUCAUCGCUCAUUCUCCUGUUACUUCGUCUUAUCGAGACCUUGCCCGGAGGUGCGGGUGGUAUCGUGGUGGACUCGGUGCCGCUCGACAAGGUCGACCGAGACACUCUGCGGCGCCGUAUCAUAGCCGUCUCUCAGGACGCAAUCUUCCUCCCUAACGGGUCGACAGUGAGAGAAAACCUAGAUCCGUUUGACGCGGCGACCGAGGUUGAGUGUCUCGAGGGCUUGGAGCAAGUUGGACUGCUCGCGGGGGUACAAGAGCGAGGCGGUAUAGGUGCCGAUCUCACCGCCGAGUCUUUCAGCCAGGGGCAGAAGCAGCUGUUCUGUCUGGCUCGUGCGGUCUUGCGGAGGCGGGUGAAGAGCCGUGGUGGUACUGAUGGGGGGAUCCUUCUUCUUGAUGAAGUUUCUUCGAGUGUUGAUCGGGCUACGGAUCUUGUUAUGCAGGAUAUCAUUCGAAGGGAGUUUGAGGGGUAUACGAUUAUCAUGGUGUCUCAUCGCCUGGAUAUGGUGUUGGACUGUGAUACGGUCGUGGUCAUGGAUAAAGGCAGUGUGGUUGAGAAAGGGGCACCGCGGGUGCUGAAGGAUCAAGAAGGGGGCGUUUUCCGGGAGUUGUGGAAUACAAACGGAACAGUCGUCUUCGCAAAGUGGACAAGCAGAGGCAUUACGCGCUUGCAUGCCGAGGCUUAA